AUCUCAGGGAAGAAUGGAGGCGUGUCUUUACUGUAAGUAUGAGUCAGGAAGCACUUACUGAACUUUACACUGCACGCUAUUUACGCAUUCUUUAAUAGUAUUUUCUUCAAAUCUAAACUUGUCACUCGACUCUGACUUUGUCCUCGACACUGCUGGCACCAUGACUGUGUUUGAAAACUGUACUGUGGUGUUAGAUGUGAAGAAUCUGCCUUUUAAAGAGAAGAAUAAACUGAGACUAGCUCUUCUGGAGAAUGGAGGAAACAUCUCGUAUGUCAUCAACAAAGAGUGCUCUUUUGUAGUCACUAGCAGUGUGAAUGACCUGAGCAGUAACCGGCAGCGCAGCAUCCAGAAGCUCCAGAUCCCAGUGGUCGGGACGCAGUAUGUGUGGAGCUGUCUGGACCAAGGGCAUCUCCUGCCUUUGACGGAGCAUAAUUUGGCCCCACAGCUGCCGUAUCCCGGCUCUGAAUUCCUUCCCCGUUCAGAGGUAAAAGUGUCGACACACAAACUAGAAAAAGAGAAGUUCAAAGGUCACACUCAGCUCCCAAAGACUGAGGUUGAGAUUCUUGAGAAGGGUGGACCCCGUCCCGGCAGGUUCAGGUGCAUCAACCAAGGUGAUCAUGGCCUGCCUGAAUUUCCUUCUUAUUUUCAAGUAGCCAAGUAUUCGGUUUUUGAGAGGGUCAAACCCAAGGCUUUGUCUGUUUUGGAGCUGCAGAGUGCCAAAGGCCGAGCAGGCCAGCAGUAUCGUGUGUUGUGUUCAGUCUUGCAUGAAGCUGAGACCGCUGUGGUUCAAAACAAACUUGUGUUCUGUGUGACGUCUGAAGAUGCUGUGGAAGCAUAUCUGCAGCUGAUGAAGGAGAUGGAGACAGAGAGAUUCACCAAGACACACACACUUCCCCCUGAGGUUGAGCACUUGGCAUCCUACAGCCUGCAGCAGCUGCUGUUGGAGGAGAAGCUGAACUGCAGCACAUUAUCACAGGAAGUUGGUGUCUUCGUGGAGCUGGUUUGGACUGAAGCUCUCGGGUCCCUUAAUAAAAUCCUGACAGUCCCUGUCUCCAGAAUCAGCCUCAAUGACGUGAGCAGGGUGGAGGGAUUGUUACUGCAGGCACAAAAGACUGAGAAAGAGGAUGAAGUCAAAGCCCUGCUACAGGAGGUCAACACUCUUCUGCCCCUCAGAAUGUUCGACCCUCCUUCCAAACACAAGCUUGUGUCUCAGAAACUGGACCUUUGUCAGGACCAUUAA
Sinocyclocheilus anshuiensis is the source of this 1240-nucleotide messenger RNA. Its product is annotated as poly [ADP-ribose] polymerase 4-like. NCBI's taxonomy places the organism in Eukaryota, Metazoa, Chordata, Actinopteri, Cypriniformes, Cyprinidae. The transcript is spliced from 10 exons. Gene Ontology annotation, cellular component: cytoplasm. The coding region runs from base 161 to 1240 and encodes 359 amino acids. The record is from RefSeq and is a predicted model, not a curated record. Gene Ontology annotation, molecular function: NAD+ poly-ADP-ribosyltransferase activity.